AUGUUGGGGUACAGAGCAGGGCUGUUGGGCGAAACCUUGGAGGAAGUACAGUAUUGGCGAGGUGAUUGUCGCCUCAACAGGAAGCAGCGACUACAGGCCCAAGUGGCAUGGUGGAUGUCUCUUCUGGGUGAGCAGCCCCUAGGAGCGUGGGUGGCUAGACUAGAGAAUCUAGUAAGGAAAGAACUGUGGCUCGAUGACGCGUACCAGGUGUCAUGGUGGUACGCGGUUGAGCGGGUCCCCGAGAUAGCUGAAUACGAAUACCCUGAGGGUGGGUAUUACGAUGGCCCUGGCCUCUUGUGGGACAAUAUUGAUGACACAGACUUCGGGAGUGCUACCGAGUCACGUUUCUGGGACCUACAUUAUGACUGGGAAGACAUGCUGGAUUUCCCUAGAGCUAUCGACCUAGAGGCUGACCUGUUCUAUCUGGUCACUAAGGAAUGA
This is a messenger RNA of Pelobates cultripes (western spadefoot toad), 441 nucleotides long. NCBI's taxonomy places the organism in Eukaryota, Metazoa, Chordata, Amphibia, Anura, Pelobatidae. The record is from the annotation of a GenBank genome assembly.